Malaya genurostris is the source of this 15889-nucleotide messenger RNA. RefSeq names its product diacylglycerol kinase eta. NCBI's taxonomy places the organism in Eukaryota, Metazoa, Arthropoda, Insecta, Diptera, Culicidae. The transcript is spliced from 15 exons. Gene Ontology annotation, biological process: diacylglycerol metabolic process; intracellular signal transduction; lipid phosphorylation. Gene Ontology annotation, molecular function: ATP-dependent diacylglycerol kinase activity; protein binding. The coding region runs from base 1277 to 6865 and encodes 1862 amino acids. The record is from RefSeq and is a predicted model, not a curated record.
CCAAAGAGCAUUCGCCUGUUAUUGGGUGGAAGGGCUGCUGCUCGGGUGAAAUUUCUGUUUUUCCUUCCUCCAGACCAAAUCAAAAACCUCCAGUAUAGCAUAAAAACACAGAAAACUUUUUAAAAACGCUCAAUCUAAUUACUGUAGUGCGUAGGGCAGUGACAGUGGCAGUUUUGUUUCUUGGUGCCGUUUAGUCUUUCGUUGGCUUACUUUCGGUUCAUUGCAAUGAAAACUGGCUGGAGCGGAUCGGCAGAGUCUACCUUGUUAGUUCUGUACGGGGUUCGUAGUUUGCGUGUGCAGCAGGUGGAAUUUUCGCUAGGUGGAAGCCUGUAGAGACAAAGACUGGACUGGAAUGUUGUGAAAAUUUUUUCGGAAGGAUUGUCGGCUCGCUGUACGGCAGGAAGAAUGUAAUCGCGUUUUUGCCGUGUCAGUUUCUGGAGCUGACAGCAAUGCGAAAACGGGCGAGAGCGAAAUAAUUAUCACAGAAUAAAAAAAACAUUAUCGAUAAGUGAAAAUUAUACAAUGUCUAGCUAGUCUUUUUCUUGUGUAAAAUAUUGAAAAAUCAACUUAGUUGCUCUACUGUAGUGAAAAAAUCAUAUAGCAAAAGACGGGGGAAGUUUUACGAAAAAUUCCGUGUUCAUAAAAUCUAGCGUAACUUCAAAUCGCUCUUCGGACAACAGGAGAAGAGAGACAAUCAGCAUCAGCGACAAACAGCUCCCUGGGUGGCAGCAGACGACGACGACCGCAAAUCGUCCCGUUUUUCCCGUGAACUGUGCCCGAAAGCGGAAAUAAUGAGGAUUGAUCACGCGGACAAUGGAGUUCACAAGUGCAUUACUCGACGUCGAUGAGAAAUGGAUUGCACUGAAAAAAAGGAAGAAAAAAGUGCUAACCGAAAAGGAUGACACGAUCAAAACAUCGAGUGCUGUUGCAAAACAACAUUGUGAUUUAAACGUGACAGACAGUGAACAGAAGAGUGGUUGGUUGGUUGGUUGUCUAUUGCGAGAGGGCGAGAGAAAGGCGAGUGCUUCCUAGCCUAGAAAAGAUAGGAACUGUACAUCCCUAGUGUCUUUCUAAGAGAGACAACAGUUGACCAACAAACCCUCCCCAGGCUGGGUAAGCGGGUGGUUUAUUUAUCAGUGGAAGGGAGGAAUAGCGGUAAACAAAAUUAGCGCGUUCGGUGGGUUGUUCACAGUUUUUUUGUGUAGUUUAAACGAGCAGAGGAAAAAAAUCCGGAUCGAUUAGUGUGUGCCAUUCCACUGCUAGCUACUACGGAGGAAUGGCUGCAGCACCGGAAAGUCCACGAACCGGGGACGAGUCUUCCGAGAGUGAAAACGAAUGCGAACCGGCCAAAAUUUUCCACCGGAAGUUGUCAACCAAGAAGGAUGUCAAGUCAGCGGUUGCCACCAAGGAGGGCUAUCUAAUGAAGCAAACAUGGUCGUUCCAGCGCUGGCGGAGACGUUAUUUUCGAUUGAAAGGCCACAAGCUCUUUUACGCCAAGGAUAGUAAGAGUGAACUCUUCGAUGAAAUCGAUCUCUCCAAUUUGUGUUUUGCUGAGUGCAGCACCAAAAAUGCGAACCAUAGUUUUCAGCUAAUCACUCCCACCCGUUCGUUAGUGUUGUGUGCAGAAAAUCGUCGUGAAAUGGAAGAGUGGCUGCAAGCCAUGAAAGCGGCCUCGUCCAGGGAUUUUUUCGAGCCGGGACCACCCGAUCAGCAUGAUUUCCUUUCCGGUUACCACCACUGGUACGCAACAUCUCACGCACGGCCAACCUAUUGCAAUGUGUGUCGGGAAGCCCUGUCCGGUGUGACCUCCCAUGGAUUGUCGUGUGAGGUUUGCAAGUGCAAGGUGCACAAACGAUGCGCCGCCAAAGCAAUAUCCAACUGCAAGUGGACCACGUUGGCAUCGGUGGGGAAGGACAUCAUCGAGGAUACCGACGGGAACAUCGUUAUGCCGCAUCAAUGGAUGGAAGGUAAUCUGCCCGUUUCCGCCAAGUGCAUCGUGUGUGACAAAACGUGUGGGUCGGUAAUGCGACUGCAGGAUUGGCGCUGCCUUUGGUGCCGCUCAACCGUACACACCGCCUGUCGACCGCAGGCCCAGGUGGCCUGUCCGCUCGGGCCUGCCCGUGUGUCGGUAGUUCCGCCGAUCUCACUGCAUUCGAUCGGAAUCGAUGACGCUUGGGACGUGUGCAAACCACACGGCAGCUUUUCACCGUUGCUGGUGUUUGUAAAUUCUAAAUCCGGUGACAAUCAGGGCGUCAAAUUCCUGCGACGCUUCAAACAGCUGCUGAAUCCGGCCCAGGUGUUCGAUCUGAUAUCGUCCGGCCCAGGGCUAGGUCUUCGACUGUUUCGCCACUUUGAUCCGUUCCGAAUACUGGUCUGUUCGGGUGAUGGUUCCGUUGGAUGGGUGCUAAGCGAAAUCGACAAGCUGAGCAUGCAGAAACAAUGUCAAAUUGCAGUUCUUCCAUUGGGCACCGGAAACGAUUUAGCUCGAGUCCUGGGCUGGGGCAGUUCCUGCGAUGAUGACGCACACUUGCCGCAAUUGCUGGAGCGGUACGAGAGCUCAAGCACCAAGAUGCUGGACAGAUGGAGCGUCAUGGUGUUCGAGCGGGACAUCGGUAUUGUGGCUCCAACGCGCACCCCCAAGAUGUCAAUUUCGCACCAUCCGGAUCCAGUUCUGUUCCAGUACGAAGACGAUGUACUCGGCCUUCUGCAGGCGAUUGUAUCCAACGAUGACACGCAGGCGAUGGUCCAGGCGACACGGGAUCUGUGCACGUCGGUCAACGACUUUAUCGUUAGGGUAAGAGAGAACAGCUCCGACGAAGAGCAAUUAAGCAUCAGAUGUGAUAUUUUAAGACAAAAAUUAGGUAUGUUAUUAGAUACUCUGAAGGAAGAAGAAGCUGGUCUUCAUGGUGACGACGAAUUAUUUCGAACAUUGAAAGAAAUUGCUCAAAAAAGUGCCUCUGAAAGACCAAUAGAUACCGAAUUCUCUUCGCAUAAAAAAACGAUAGAAAAAAAUGAGAAAGACAAGCUGAAUUCCAAAGAACGCACAAGUAGACUAGAUCAACGUUCGGAGAAGGAAGCACUUUUAUGUCGCGCCAACAGUCUGAAGCGAGCAAUACACGAUGUGUUGAAGUACAGCGAAACUAGUGCAAUGUACAUUCCCCCGAAACGGCACUCGAUUCCAGUGAAUAUAAGAGGAGAACCUUCACCCGGCAGUUCACCAAACACGGCAUCUGCUCACCAUCCAAUGCCGACGAUUUCGCCAUCGGUGUCCACAUCCCGCCUGACAUGCAUAUCACCCUUGCCGGACCUGCGACGGGACUCGAUGGACGAACACUUCCUUAGCAGUGUCAGUCUUCCGGUGCCGAAACAGUUUGCCGAUGGUGGCAGCCGUCGGAGUUCAGCGGUUCCGGAAAACUACAGGAUCUCCAGCAUCGAGGAGCUGGAAGAGAACAGCGUUCACGCGGAUAAGAAUGAGGAAUUCAACGUCACAGUAGGACACAUUUCCAACAUUGAAGAAAACGUCGACAAUCAAAACAAGGAUGACAAAGAUGAUACACUGAAUCAGAGAUCUACCACAACGACCACCUCGGACUCGCAAUCAACGACCGCCCCGUACGACUUUUCCUUCGAGUCCGAUACCAAAACCGUGAAGUUCGAUCUGGAUGCGAACAGUGCUCUCGAACGGCUUGGAUUCAAGCCAUUCAAGAAAUCGUUCGAGCAACAUCAGCAUCAGCAGCAGCAGCUGCAACAGCAACAGAAAUGUGAUUCCGCCUACCUUCAAUUUCAGCCGAUUGAGGUGUAUGAACGAAAUUUGUACCGCAACAAUCAACUGCAACAACAACAGCAGUUGCUGCAGCAACAACAACAACAACUACCAAACACUAAUCUAGGUCGAACCUCCGUACAGAGCAAUGAAUCCACAUCGAAGGCGUCCAACACGCUACAAGUACCCAAUAUCAAUUUCCCGAGCAUGGAGAAGCCCCCAGAGAAUGCGUACUUCAGUGAUAACAUGACCAUCAUAGAUACGGAUAUGCCGGAACGUUCCUCAUCCGACGAAAUACCCGGUGAAGCCAGCGAUGUUCUGUCAGCCAUAAGCAACGAAGAAUGUAGUGUCACUUCGGAAAUUUUGGAUAGACAAUCAGAGAACAAUUCUCAACUGCACAUAGCCGACUUGAUACAGGAUUUAGAUUCAGACCGGAUUAGCCAUAUAGACUCUCCGGAAACGAGUGACACCACCGAAGCACUACACGGCGAAAGUCUGAUGGACGACAUCAGUUCAGUGUUGGGACAAGAUUUGCUGGGUGCCCUGAUGGACAACACAAUAACCGAGGACACGACAACGUUGUGCACGCUGGACCAUACAAAGCGACGCAGCUUUAAGAACAAACAGCAGCAACAGCAACAGCAACAACAACAGCAGCAACGAUUAGACGUCAACGAGUACGAUCAGUUUGGAUUCGAAAAUCGUGUAUUUGACAUCGAUAACAGAAGCGAUGACCAGAAAUUCCGGGAACCCAGAUAUUGUAGCUUGGCCAAGUUCGUCGAAGGGAACGACAUUGCUCGGAAGAGUUUCAAAAGACCGGCUGGUCGUGGCCAACCCGUAAGAGUUCCGAGUGGUAGAGCGUUUAGCGUGCCGGAAAAUGUGUUCACGAACAGAAAAGUUCAGGAAUCGAACUUUCUUCAACCGCACGGAUCACCAUCGGAUGUGUCCGGUUCGGAUACGGACACCGUCCGAACAUCGAAGAUCCAAUACCGGAAACUAAGCUCAACUGGAACCCCGGGUGAUGAUGACAGCUUGUCCGAUGACGAAGCCAGACCCGAUCCCUCCGACGAGGAUCCGGAAUCGGAUGGAGCGGUCGGAGGCCGUUCCGAUGACGAUGAAGGUAAAGAUAGAGAAGCCUCCAAAGAAUCACCGAAAGAAAUACCAGGAAUACCGACAAUCAACGUGGUCGUAGAGCCACCAUCGCCGGCGAUGAGUGAUGAGUUGCGGUCGCUGCGAGUUCCGGAGAUUCGACGCCACUCGAGUCACAUGCCGAACACACUGGCUCCACGCGAUGUUGACAUCAACCGGCGGCAUUCGGGUAACAAUCCGAAUUUACUGGGCCUAGACUCGGAGCACAUUCGCUUCCUGAAUUGUUCGCCAGCGGCCACCCGGCGUAUUAGCAGCGGUAGUCUGCUGUUCAAACCGGAAGUACUUAGAAGCUCCAAAAGCAACAUCUUUAGUUCUAAUCUGGGUCUGUUUAAUUUUGAGCGAGAUGCCGAAAGUAAGGAAAAGGAAGACAAGAAAAAGGAUGACAAAGAAGAAAAGGUUAAAAAGUUGCCGAUUAUUAAUCCGUUGGUUACUCUACCGUCGUGGCCGAAUGUCAACAGUGGAUUCAUUUCGAAGUGUUUAUUGGCGAAUGCAGACACUCUGUGCGCAGCGGUUAGUCCCUUGAUGGAUCCAGAUGAAACGCUGAUGGAAGGCUAUCAGGAGAAAGCGGUGAUGAACAAUUACUUUGGGAUCGGCAUAGACGCGAAAAUUUCCUUAGACUUUCAUAUAAAGCGAGAGGAACAUCCGGAAAAAUGUAGAUCCCGUGCGAAGAAUUACAUGUGGUAUGGAGUACUCGGUUCCAAGCAGUUGCUCCAGAAAACCUAUAAAAAUCUGGAACAGAAGGUUCAACUGGAGUGCGAUGGUCAACGGAUUCCGUUGCCAUCGCUUCAGGGUAUCGUAAUUUUAAACAUUCCAAGCUUUAUGGGCGGUACAAAUUUCUGGGGUAGCAAAAAAGAGGACGACCUCUUUUUGGCCCAGAGCUUCGACGAUCGAAUCUUAGAAGUGGUGGCCGUAUUCGGAUCGGUGCAAAUGGCCGCCUCGCGAUUGAUCAACAUUCAGCAUCACCGCAUCGCUCAGUGUCAAAGCGUGCAAAUUAAUAUUCUCGGAGAAGAAUGCGUUCCGAUCCAAGUGGACGGCGAAGCAUGGCUGCAGCCGCCGGGAAUGAUACGGAUCAUCCACAAAAAUCGUGCCCAGAUGCUUUGUCGCAACCGGAACCUGGAAGUGUCUCUUCGAUCCUGGCAGGUGAAGCAACGAGCACAAAGUAUCUCGAUUGCGCGAGACAAUCCUUCGACGACAUCGGAAACUCUGGUGGCUCCAUCAGAUGACAUAUUCUCCGAACGGGAGAGCUACUUGUUGCUGAACUUUAUCGAAUGUGUCGCUACGCUGGUGAAGUGGGUUAAGUUUCUAAUCAUAUCACAUCCCUCACUGCAACCGGAUUUGUAUGCUGUUGCAUCCAAAACGGCCGAUGCACUAGAGUCCAUUCAUCCGGGCGGAAAAAUCAUCGAUGGACCCCAUCUCAGGCGGCAGCUGACGGAACUGGUCAAAUCCGCCCGGCAGCUGUACGAAAAUACGUGCGAUCUGCUCCGUGAACGCUGCCAGAGUCUGAUUCUUCGCGAAGACCUGGAAACGAAACUGAGCGUCUCACUGGCCAACAUGGAAAUGGAACUGGGCAAGUGUAGUCUGCAGCAGACGAGCGACGGGGAAACGAAGGUCUAUCUGAACGUGCUGGCACCGAACGAAGACAUGGAUCAUCAGCACCGGAAGAAACAGAAACCGUUCUGGUUGCGUUUCCGGGGUCACCAUCAUCAGCCGGGAUCGGCCGGAGCCGGCAGUUCCCGGGAUGCCGUCAGUAAUUGGGGCGUUGGCGAGGUGGUCACCUGGUUGGAAGCGAUGCAGCUGGCGGAGUACGUUGACAGUUUCAUCAAGAAUGACAUCCGUGGCAAAGAGUUGCUCACGUUGGCUCGGCGGGAUCUGAAGGAUUUGGGUGUCACCAAAGUUGGUCACGUGAAGCGAAUCCUGCAAGCCAUUAAAGAUUUGGGCAGCGGAGCUGGGUAAACGGAGCUGGGUAGCAUGGUGGAAGCUAGUGUGGAGUAACGGUGAACCCCGGUAACCAAUAAGCACAUACUAAUGCUGCAUUAUGACAGCAAAUAAUCGCUAAUUGGCAUUUCAAGCGCACUUGAGACUGAAUUAAGGCCGACUUUGGCAAAAUAUUUGGCUAUUCAUGGGUAAUGCUUAUUUAUGGCUGAUGUGCAUUCUGAAAGCUGAAUUCUGAUUGAUUCACAACAGAUGAGCUUUCAGAUUGCAGAUAUAAAGCUAUAAACAUUUUUGGUGUUCAUAAAAGGCUAUUUAAAUGCUAUUAUUAGUGCUUAGUGGUUACUUGGGAAUGAACCGUUUGGAUGUACACGGAAAACAACGAGACAGACUAAUUGUGGGAGUUUGAUGUCAACCAGCCUGUUAGCUUGGGAGUCUAGGAGACAAAUCUAGCUAACAGAAAUUGACUUUUAUAUAUUUAGUAUAACGAAGGAAGAUAUCUGUAGUAUGCGUACCGUAUGCGCUCUAUUUAUGUAAGAUUAUCUGUUAAAACUAUUCCAAAGCAGUUGUCGAUAUACACAAAUCAAUGCUGAAAAAGAGAAUGAACAGCGAAAAGCAUUAUAUUUCUUUAAUAAUCAAGGAACUAAAAGACUUUAUUUACUCUUGUAAACCAAUGUUUUUCCAAUCCUUUUAGUACCUCAAUGUUUUUUCCUACGGUAUCUGAGAAAAACUUGAAUUCUCUUAAAUCUUAAAUAUUAGAAAAAAAGUAUUUAUCAAAGUAGAACUGGCACGAGCAGCAGUGGAUUAGAAUGGAAGCAAGAAACAACAAGCGUUCCGGAAAAGGCAAUAACCAUUAGGAACAACGCUAAAAUAACUAGACUACGACUUAUUAAGACAAACAGGAAUCAAGAAAUAUCAAUUCUAUUUCACGUGUAAGUAAAGAAGCCUAAAACUUAAGCAUAAGGUUGACUGUAUAUUUAAGUUACCCGUUCUUGAUCAUUAUUGCUAUGCAGUUCCAUUAACGUGUACCAGUGGUAACCUUUCAUUUCCAAAACUAAUUGUGUUUGUUGGUGUAAAACAGUAAAAUAAAACAAAAAAAAUAUAAACUAAAUUGAAAUUAAACUCUUUGGAUGUAAACAGUUCAAAUGGAUUCUAAAUCAAUUACGAAAACUUAAAACAUUAUGAAACCUAAACAAGGAAACAAAAUUAUCGAAAGUUAGCAACAACCUUUGCCGUUUGUGUUCCUACUUUAGAGCUGUUAAAUGUCUAUUGUGUACAAUCUUAUGUGAAAGACAAUUUACAACCAAAUUAAACAUAAACACACUCAACACUCAAACACAAAAACGAAUAUGCAGUUUAGUAAGCAUUUCAUGAAUUUCAUCAUCACAUUUAGCAUUCUCCCCACCAUAAUAAUGUUUAUUGAAAUCAAACCAAACUUAGGAUAAGAAUAUGAUUAGUCAAUGUUUUUUUCCUGCUAGAAGUGCACUAGUGUUAAGGUAAACAAAACAAAAAUGUUUCGCUGACCGAACCGAGGAACGCCCGCCGGUGGUGACAGUGUUGGUUAGCUGUUAAGAACUGUUCAAAAUAUUCUAUUUCCAAAACUAGACUAGAUAAAAUUGUUGGGAAAUCGGUCGAUGGUACACAAUACGCUUUACGAGUCUAUCAACAGCUGAAAGCUGUUUUACCGGAAUUUUACCGAAAAGUUUGUACCAGAUUUACAGGAUAGGUGUUAAGCGAAUGCGUGUGGGAAAUCUGAAGAGUCAACAUUUCGGAAUAAACAAAUUAGCCACCGUUCUAAAUUUCAACGUACGCAAUUUCCAUUGUAGAAAAUCGUUGAAACACAACGCGAUGGGUUUAAUCAGCGAAUAAACGAUUCUUCCUCCUUCCGCAGACGCUUGACAGCCUGUAGUACAUAGUGCUAAUGCAUGAACAAAACCGAAAAAUGCCUUCUUUCCAAUAAAAAAAAAACCAUCACCUGUUUCUCGCCCAGUAAAGACAAUCGUUGUUUAUGAUCAUCACCCCGGGGUCCAGGUUCGGUCAGCGGUUUUGCAAGUAGAUAAUUUUCGAUUGAUCGGAAAUAUCAAUAAUAUGUAUUAUUCAGUUUAUGUUAUAGAAACCAUACAUACUCGAUUGUUCACCUACUAUCAUUACUGAUUAAAACGGCUACGAAGUAAGAGACCAUAUUAGAACCCUUAGAGAUAACCGAACACUGCAGAUUUCGUUGUUGACAACAUUGAAAAAUUCGAUAGUUAGUACUAAGAAACAACCUAGAAACUCGUAAGCAAACUAAGAUGCGUUCAUUCGAAACCAUUGGUGAAACCCACUGUAUCUUGAGACCCUGCCCUACCGACAGUUUAAUGUUGAUCAUUGCUGAAUUGGGUACAAUUAAGUGACAAAAGUAAUCUCACAACAAAAUAAAUUUUAGAACUACGUUUUAACAAUUGAAACUAGACUAUACUGUAACACUAAAUUAUUAAAAAAAAAAAAAACACCCAAACAAAAUCAUUAAAACAACCAUGUUUGUUAGUGCAUAAUGAAGCACCCAGAACCACAGUUGAUGGGCCGUUCCUUGGAAACAGAUAAAACUUCAUGUGUGAUGUAACCUAUGUUCGUUUGUUGUUCGUCGUUCCUUUACAUAAUCGAUCAGACCAUCCCUCAUAGCACUCGCAAUCAUUAUUCGCAAACUUAUGUUCUCAUUCUACUGGACAUUCGCAACCUUUCCCGUCAUCCUUUCUCAUGACGUCUGUACAAGUUUCAAAGUGAAUGGCAACUAUUCUGUUAUUACCUACCUAUAGAAAUUCAUAGAAUAUCUUUAAAAAACCAACGUUUAAAGCAUCUCUUGAAACGUUUCCAGCUCUCUUCAGUUAGAUUUGUUGCUCUAUAUUCUAUUUCUAUUUUAAUUCUGUUGCAUUAGAAAACCGCAUCUCUACCUUUAGUGGGAUUAAGUCGUUAACACAGAUAACAGACUUUCGAACAUGAACAUAUUUCACCAUAAAAAUUGUUUAAAGCAAGCAAAAUUCGAUACAAGCCAUCGUUGCGUACGGUUUUGCAAACAUAAAUUGCUGUCGUAUGCAAGCUCGAUUGCAAGUUCAUGAAUUUGUCAUGUCAUUGUCUGGCGAAAUUCUUGGCUUGCUCGGAUUAUGGUAACAGAGGUAUUUUGACUGGCUCUACACACCUAAUUUUUUUAUUAUCAUUCAUUACUGCAGGGGCGGCAAGUUCGAUGAAAUAUUGAGGGGGCACAAAAAUUAUUACUACAGAUCAUUAAACUUUUCAAUAUAUAAAGCAUUUUUAUAAAGGAAUAGGAGAGGUUAAGGCAAAUAAAAAGCAACCAAGUAAAAAUCACAAACAUUUUCCCUACUAUUCCAGUAAUAACCAAUAUUCGAAAGUGGUACAGUAUAGCAUAUUUCACAUUAUAGUAAAUUCGUUUAAAAUUUUUAGUAACUUAGUUAGGCAAAGUGGAGGAUUUCGGAGAUGAACUACGGGGAUAACAGAAAAAAGUUUUGUAUCAUAAGAUAUUCCUAGCAAAUUUUCUAAUAAUUAUUCCAGUUGCCAAAAUAUUGGGGGGGGGGGCAUGACCCCCCCCCCCCCCAAUAGUUGCCGCGCCUGCAUUACUGGACAGUAUGUUUAAACCAUUCUCCAGAACUAAUCAAUAAAUUAUUUUUUUAGACGAAAAUGAAUUGAUCUAUUUCCUAUUCUAUUAUUUUAUAAAGCUUGCUUCAUUUAGAAUUGGAACAAAGACAAUUGCCUGUAUUUCAGUUAUUUAUUAUUGUAUUCAAGAUCUUUUUUUAUACAAAUGUAGCGUUUUCUUCAUACUUUUAAGAAAAAAUACGGAUAAAAUUAUUCGUCACGGUUUUGAAGGAAUUCUCGAAUUUUUCCUGUAACACCGCACACAGUAGGCGGCGCACACCUUCUUCGUCCAUCGUUUUAGCUAUCUUAUUCCACCAGGUCGUCAUCUGAUUGAUGUCUUUGACAACGUUUCCCUUUGCCUUGAGUCUCCUCUUCAUGAUUGCCCAGUAUUUCUCAAUAGGGCGGAACUGGGGGCAGUUGAGUGGGUUAAGGUUUUUCGGAACAAACUGGACCACUUUCUCUGCAUACCAUUCUUAAACGGCUUUGCUGUAAUGACAGCUUGCCAAAUCUGGCCAAAACAUUACAGGAUGGUCGUGGGAUCGAAUGAACAGCAAAAUUCGUUUUUGGAGACACUCUUUUUGGUAUAGUUCCGAUGUCAUUGUCUUAUUUGUAACGAAAACUUUCGUUUUUUUGCCGCAGCUGCAAAUGCCCGGCCAAAUCAUAAAUUAUCUUGCAAAUUUGUCGGCAAAAACAAAUUUAAAUUUGGCUGGAACAUCCCCUCGAGCCGUUGCCAAGUAAAAUUUUUGACCUGGGAUUUGACCGAAGUCAGCCUUGACACAGGUUUCAUCGUCCAUCAGAAGACACCCGUUGAACUUGGUCAGCACCUGGUCAUAUAGUUUCCGAGCACGAAUUUUGACCACACUAUUCUGUUUCAUGGUCCGAUUUGGCUGUUUGCUAGCUCGAUACGACUUGAUUCCUUCCCGGAGUCGAGUUCUCCUCACGGUACUAUGGGCAGCACCGAAUUUUCUGGCCAAAUCACGGUCCGACAGAUUAGGAUUCCUCUUAAUCGUCUUCAAAAUCUUACCACGCAAUUUCCGGUCGUUAGUUCGACUCCGACGAUCGGCUUGAGGCUUCCGAAUCGUCGUCAAUGUUUUCUUAUACCGUUUGAUAACGCGCCAUACGGUAUUUCUGGGCAAUUUCAGCUGUUUAGCUAGCCAAGAUGCAGACCACAAUGGAUUUUCCAAAUAACUGUGCACAAUUUUUUUUCCUUCUUUCGGCUUCCAUGUUGAUUGUUUACAAAGUACAGUCGAUUUUCGGAAUGUCAAAAAUCAUACGUGAAGCUGACAAAAUUCCCGACACGUGGGCGCCAAGAGCUUCCAAAUCCGUCCACCAGGAGCGCCACAAUAUGAGCAAAAGUUUGUUCCAAUUCUAAAUGAAGCAAGCUUUAAUUUAUUUUUAGGAGUUUUCAGUAGAAUUUGCGAAAAAGCAAAAAUAUUUUAUAGCUCAGGACGGUAUCAUAUUCACGAAAUACUUGUUAAUUUUACGGAAUUUCGGUAUUGAAAGAUGAACAAGUCAGUAUAUUUAUGAUAGAUUUACCUUCAGUGUCACUCUGCCGAACAUUCGGCAAAAGAAACUUUUACUGAAUUGAUUACCAAAGCUUCAGCUGUUUGAAAGUCAAUAAAAAUCUUACCGACAUCCGUAAAAAUUAAUUUGUGUUUAAGAAAUACGUUAAAUAAUGUCGUUUUCGUUUGAUAAAACUGAAACUGACCCAGAGUAGUUUCAUCAAACAAACAAUUUUUCACGAGACUGUGUUGGGUUCGCUCUUAGCAACGGGGGUUUGAUCGAAUCUGAUGUCGUUUUCGCUUGAUGCCAAACCUUACCCAGUUUCCACUCUAACUGCUGUCAAACCGUUUGUUUGAAGCCAGUUUCGAACCUAGUUUCAACGUUGUUGAACUGAAAAUCGAGUCAGUUUCGAACCUGGUUUUUAUAUCAGGUUUGUUCAAACCCUCGUUGCUAAGUGCGAAAUCAAACAGUUUCGUGAAAAGUGUUUGUUUGAUGAAACUACCCUGGGUCAGUUUCAGUUUUCUCGAACGAAAACGACAUGAUAUAAAAACCAGGCUCGAAACAACUGAUUCGAUUUUCAGUUCAAACAACGUUGAAACUUGGUUCGAAACUAGCUUCAAACAAACGGUUUGACAGCAGUUAGGGUGGAAACUGGGUUAGGUUUUGCAUUAAGCGAAAACGACAUACGUAUUCUAAUUAAGUAUUCCAUUAGAGUUAACGAUAUUCAAUUUCAUUUAUUACAUAUUUUUAACAUUCAAUUGAAUAUUUAACUGAAAAGUCGAUGAAUAGGGGAAACCGGGGCUAGUCCGGACACGGGAUGAAACCGAACAACUUGAAUAUCUUCUAAACCAGUAAUUAUUCCGAUUCAUGGAUUGACAUUGUAAACGCGCUUUCAUGUGACAGACAGAUGUCAGUUAGCUUGAUGACGCAGAGUCAUUUCAGCUUGGCGUCAAUCGUGUUCGCGUCAAAAUAUUUAUUUCUAUUGAUUUUGUUUUGAAAUUUUCUGAUUUUGUUGAAAUAUUUUAUUUCUGUGCUUUGUAAUGACGAUCUUAGAAUAUAACAAAAUAGUGAUAUUCGUAUUUAUUAUAUUUCUUAUCGCUUAUUAAAACUAGAGUUACAAUAAAUUAAAUUAAAAACGUUCAUUAUAUGUAGCUAAACAAUUCAAAAGUCUUUAAAAAAGACUAUGAAGUCAGUUUCACCAUCAAUUAUUUAGUACCACAGGGCGUGAAAUUUCAAAACAAUACCUAUAUUUCCAGCGAGCAGGAAUACGUCUCACGCAUGGUAGAAACAAACAGACAGUCCAUUCGAACACAAUCUUAUUUCUUUUGCGCUCAUGAAGUUAUCUUAAGAUUUGGCGCCUAACUGUAUUCGUUCUUUGUUUUUGUGUGAAACUUUACAGUCCGGUUAAGCCCCACGGUUCCUAAACAUUGGAUUUUGGGUUGGUUACUUCAUGGUAACUUGGUACAAAAUCUAAUGCAUGUUUUUCCAAGUCACAAAGUUGAAGCCGCACAACUGUAUAGGUAAAUUGGGUGAAAACCUAUUUGAAAUGGAUAUUAUUUUAAAUUUCCUAAAUGUGUCCGACUUGGCCCCGGUCUCCCCUACCUUUGAUUGAUUUUAUGAAUAUUUUGCGUUUGAAGAACUGUAUCGGUGUGCAUGACUUACAGAUCAAACAAUUAAAUAACACGAAACAAAUAGUUUUGAACUAGAACAGGUAAACUUCCAUAAUCUUUUGCGAAUAUGGUAAUGGUUCUGAAAAGAACUAAUUCGCGAAAUUUUUCGAAUGUUUACAACUGUUGAAUCUUUAAUGCCAUAAUUGAAUUUAAUUCUUGAAUUCUGUAAAUGGAUUGAAGAAUUAAAUUCGAAAUCUGAGUUCAGAAUUCUAUUUAAAAAUUCACGUUUGAAAGCCAUAUCAGGCAAUCAGGUCAUACAUUUUGUUCUAAAAUUAUGAAACUGAACUUUCUAGAAUUGAAUUCUGCACUUGAAUUCCGAACCGUAAUGAAGGAACUGAAUUCAGUUCGAAAAUCUAGUUCCAGAAAUCAUGUUCCGAAUUUAGUUCUAGCAUGCUGGUUCUGAACUCUGGAAAUGAAUUUGGGAAUUAAAUUUUGAUUUCUGAUUUCAGGAAUGAAUUUCUUGUUGAGAAUUCAAUCCUUAAAUUCUGCUUCGGAGUACAGGUAUAAUUUUUUGAUCCAGAGUCCAAAUCGGAAAUUCACAUCCUGAAUUUUGUUUAUAAAUUCUGAGGUUGAAAUCCUAAAUCAGAACUUUGGAUUCGAAUCAAAAACUUAAAUUAAGGAACUAAAACCACUUCCAAAAUCUAGUCAAGAAACCAGUUCUAGAAUUAGGAUUCAGUUCUAGAGUCAUAGCUCAUAAUUCUGAACCUAUUCAUACGGAAUUAAAUUCUGGAACAGAUGUUUGAAACUAAAUUCUAAAUUUGAAAUGAAGUUCAGAAUUUAGGUAGACAAAAAUCCAGGUUCAGAAUUCAGGUUUAAAAUUCAGUUCUUUAAUUUAAUUCAAAAUUCAGUUCCGUGCUACUGCUGGUUGAAGAAAUUUGGAUAAAAUUCUAAAACUGCGAAUGAGAGCACGACCUGCACGUUUGAGGCUUUACACCACGUAGGAGGUUUGUUGGUACUGAUGACCACGACGUCUAGUUCCAGGUAAAGUACAAGAAUCAAUGGUUGAUUUUCGACCAUGGUUUGCUUUAUAUACUUGUUCAGUUGAAAAUACUACCUCAAAACCUUUGUGAGCGUGAUGAGCUUUCCUCAUUAUUUACAAAAGUUUUGAGAAAAUUAAAUUUUCGAAAUAUUCAUGGUUAUAUUGCUCUGUUGAAAAUUUAAUCACGAAUUGCUGAUCAUAUUUCUGAUGUAAAAUGAAUUAUGUGGCCAGGUUUAGUACAACUCGAGAUAUUCGUUCGAUUGGCCAUUUAAUGGAAUUUCAUCCAAAAUAAUGUUCUGUAAUUUUUUUAAUCUCAGUCAAAUUCAAAAAGUCAAACUAUCUCUGUUGUCUUAUUUAUUAUUACUUUAUUGGGUUAUUUCAUAAAACUAGAACUUAGAAAAGAUAUUUUAACGUAGGAAGAACGCAACAGAAACCGUUGAAACUAUCAUGAAAAUUAUACUCUCAGUAAAACACAAAUGCUAAAAUUACGUGCAGAAAAUACAGAAUGAACCAUUCCCCACCACAGUAACACUUUCAGACGUGAUUCCUUUGGGUAUAACAAAAACUUCUAUCAUGUGGACAACCAAUCAUACCAUCAAAAACAUUAUUCUCCUUCACGCCUCCCCAUUGUUUGAGACUGUCAUCAACUUAUGCAUUUUUAUCUGUGAUAUUUUCGCGUUCAUCUAUGUCCAUAAGAUUAUGGGGUAAUUGAAAAGCUAUUAUUACAAAACAAAAAUCAUACCGAAAUCUGAAAAACCAAAGAAAGAAAUUAAAAGUAUUUUCCAAACUUGGGGUUUCGCCAAACUGGUCCUAGCAGGUGACAAGAAACAAAAGCAGCUCACAAAACCUCCAAACAUUCGACUUACGAAGCGGGCAAACACAAAUUCUAAAACACUUUGUCUCGAAAAUAAUAUCAAUAAAUGCAAAUAGUAAGCAAGUAAAUCACCAGUAAUACGCGAAUAACCGAAAACGAAAGUAAGCAAAAGAUCUCAAGCAAAUCAAAGAUAUAGGUAGUAACUUUUAGAAUACAUGAUCCUAGCCCUACGUUAAAGAAGACCCUAUUUUACUUUCACAUAACAUGUUUUAAACAGUAACGAUCAGAAAAUACACCUUAAAUAGAACCGGUUGAAUCAGCUUCAACAUUUGAUCCUUCUUGUUUGCGAAUAAUUAUUCACAGUGCAAACACAAGAAAAAUAAGUACGUACAAUUAUACUAUUGUAAGUCCUGGUUACAUUCUUCGAAUAAAGAACCUCUAGAGAGCACAUCUGA